Molecule: messenger RNA, 761 nt
Organism: Onthophagus taurus
Lineage: Eukaryota; Metazoa; Arthropoda; Insecta; Coleoptera; Scarabaeidae
Product: salivary antigen-5-like
Cellular component (GO): extracellular region
Source: RefSeq, a predicted model, not a curated record
GUUACCACUCUGACAUAAAAAUGUUUAUUUUUGCUGUACUUAUUUCAUUAGCCCUCGGAAUAAAUUCUUUUGAGGUAUACGACUCUGGAGUCUCAGUUACGGAACAGGAGACGAUUGUCGAAGCUCACAAUAACUAUCGACUACAAAUUGCAAAUGGAAAAGUUGCCGGUCAGCCAAGAGGAACCAACUUGAAACGAAUGUCCUGGGAUGACACAUUAGCAGUUGAAGCCCAAAAGGUUGCAGACCUUGGUAAAUUUGAACAUCUAAUCGCGCCAGAUGACCGAUUCCCUUAUGGUUAUGUUGGACAAAACUUGUACAUCUCUAUGUCAACUGGAAACAGUGCAACUAUAAAUUGGUCAGGUGGCAUCAAAGCAUGGUUUGAUGAACAUAAAGAUUUCGUUUAUGGCGCACAGACCCAAGCAGGUGUUACUGGUCAUUACACACAAGUUGUAUGGGCAGACACAAAUCUUGUAGGUUGUGGUUAUGUUAGGUUUUACGAUAACGUCACCGCUAAUAUAAUGCCGGCAUAUCCAUACAAGAAACUCUAUGUGUGCAAUUAUGGGCCUGCUGGAAAUUGGGUUGGAGAAAACCCAUACGAAACUGGCGAAUCUGGAUGUGAAAAUCUUUGUUAAAUUACUCCUAAAAAAUAAUAAACCAUUUUAAGUCAUAAUUAUUUUCCUUUCUUUAUAAUUCUAUUAUGUUUGAAUCCAUUAUGAAUAUGUGCGUAUCUACGUACCCUUAAUAGAUCUGAACAGACACGA